CACACGUGUAGCUACUGUUCUGAAUUUUCCACAGAUGUGGAAAAGUGUGAUGGCAGUAGUAACAGCCUCCCUCUCGGUGUGAAUACACGUUUGUGAAAGCUUGCUGCAGGUGACGGAGAGCCGGGAUGGUGGCGGCGAGGCUGGAGGCGUGGUGGGUGGCGCUGCUGGCGGCGAGGCGGGUGACGCCGCUGGUGGUGGGGACGUUGUUGCUCUCUUUGCUCCUCACCCCUUACCUGCUGCCUCGAUUUCCUUUCCCACAACUACCAUUGUCACCACACCUUGCAUCACCAUUGCUAACCUCAUCACCACCACUAGCAUUACCAUCAUCAUCACUAACAUCACUUCCACCACAAACAUCGUCAUCAAACUCAUCAUCACCGUCACCACACAAGACCACGAGACACCACCCAGCCUAUGACAGACGCUGCUACAAGUACCACACAAACCUUCAUGCUGAGAACAUAUGCUGCAGAACAGCCAACUUCAGUGGCUCUAUCAGCAUGAUCCACAAGUGUAUUACCAAGGCCAAUGCCCACCUGCUGAAGGUCCACAGAGGAAAUACCACUAGCACUGGAGGUGUUGAAGUUGCUGGUUAUUAUGCUGCUGAAGGUAGUGAUAAUACUACUGUAGGUGGUGGUAACGCUACCGCGAGUGGUGGGAGAGGGCCUGCCAGGAGCGAGCACUGGGUUGUGUUUGGCGACUCUCACAUGCGCUACCUUCUGGCCUCUUUCCUCACUCGCUUCAGAAGCCCCACCCUCCAGUACCGACUUAAAGAAAAGGGCAAGUGGCUUAGUGCAGCUUUUCUAGAGGCCGAACUUCAUACUCACAAAAUCUGGGCAAAUAUUGAAGUACGUGACCUGGGAGUUAACUUCCACCUGACCUUCUACUGGGAUAUAUUAUUGAAGAUCCUGCCGAGGAAGCUGACUGAGUGGGAGCAGCACCCUCACCGCUCUCCGACGCUCGUCAUCUUCUCUGCGGCGCUGCACUGGAUGGUUGCAACUCUAGACGUGUACCAGAGCCAGGGACCCGAGGCAGCCGUCGCCCUGUACAGGAAACACAUCAGAAGCUUCAAGGACCAACUCACCCGCCUUGCAGCCAACACCACUACCGCUUUCAAGCUCGUCGACGACAUAAUGAUUGCCGGCAUGCCUAACUCAAAGAAAGCCAUCAACACCCGGAGUAACUACCCGCUGUACAACAAGGCGGCGCUGGAGGAGCUGUCUGGGACGGGUGUGAUCAUCUGGGACAGCACCCUGCCACUCUCCAGGGCCUACACCCUCCGCUGUGAGGCACAACCCCUGCACACUCCACCCUGGCACCACUGGAACUGCCUGGACCCGGGCCAUGUAGGGUACAUCCUCGUGGACCAGUAUGCUGAUAUGAUCAUCAAUGAUUACUGUAACAAAUACCUAAAUUUAGGCCAAGACUUUUGUGUCUAGCUUUCAUGUUCCACCUUUUGCUGCUGCUGUUAUGUGGCAAUAAAUAUUAAU
Molecule: messenger RNA, 1490 nt
Organism: Procambarus clarkii (red swamp crayfish)
Lineage: Eukaryota; Metazoa; Arthropoda; Malacostraca; Decapoda; Cambaridae
Source: RefSeq, a predicted model, not a curated record